UUCAUCCACGUAGGAACCAAAGUGCGCAGCCUUUGUUCCCCCGGACGAGUUUGGAAGUCGGACACUCGCGGUUUCCUUGGAAACUGUCAAGUUUUUUUUUUUUUUGUCUUCACCAUUUAACGACAUCCCAUUUUGUCAAACAUGGCUCGUAAGGAACCGAGUGAUCGAGGAGACGCCGUGAAAAUCAGGGAUUUGGACGAAGAAAUUAUCGCUGUUUCCUACUCGUCGGAUUCUGACCUGGCCUUCGACGGCGUCAUUGGCUGCAUAGAGAGGAUCCUCGUGGGGAGUCAGUUCCAGCAGCUUCAGGGAGAUUUCCUGGAGAAAUACUACCUGGAGUUCGACGAGUCUGACGAGAACAAGCUCAGCUACACGGCCAUGUUCAACGAAUAUGUAGACCUGCUGGAGAAACACCUGGAGCAGCAGCUGAUGGAGAGAAUCCCCGACUUCAACAUGAAGACCUUCACCGAGCUGCUCAUGCAGCGUAAAGACGAAGUUCAAGACGACGUUUUCGAGACGUUGAUGACGUUCACAGACUUCCUGACGUUUAAAGAAAUGUUUCUGGAUUACAAAGCUGAGAAGGAAGGCCGCGGUCUGGACCUGAGUCUAGCGUUUGUGGUCACGCCGGUUUCUGCUGCUCCUUCCAGAUGUUCACCGUGAAGUUUAACUGUUUAUUACUGUUAUCAAAGUUCAGGAUUCAAAUGUAAAUCUGUCUCUAAAUUAUAUCUGAGAGAAACAGAUUUAUUAUGUAUGUCCUGAACUCUGAAUCUUUUUCUAAAGAUGUUUAUUUCUGUCUGGAAACCAGUCUGUAGUUUUGAUCAUUUGUUUGUUGUCACUGAAAUGUUUUUGUUUGUUUGAAUAAAACUGAAACUGUUGUAUUUAAA
Molecule: messenger RNA, 881 nt
Organism: Oryzias melastigma (Indian medaka)
Lineage: Eukaryota; Metazoa; Chordata; Actinopteri; Beloniformes; Adrianichthyidae
Gene: arl2bp
Product: ADP-ribosylation factor-like 2 binding protein
Exons: 7
Coding region: 142-657 (171 amino acids)
Biological process (GO): positive regulation of tyrosine phosphorylation of STAT protein; maintenance of protein location in nucleus
Cellular component (GO): mitochondrial intermembrane space
Source: RefSeq, a predicted model, not a curated record